UCAUACUCUUCAAUCGCUACCAUUUUGCCCCUCACGUUCGUUCAGUCAUUCUUUGCUUCCUCCUUUUAUAUAUCACGAGAUCCCCAUCUCUUCUUCUCUUUCCCCCAUCUCAUGCCUUCUUCUUCUAAUCCUCCUCCUCCUCUUCAAUGCCUGCCUUUUUCACUUCCUGUUAGUUCCAUUCACAUACAUUGCUAUUUCUAAUAAUCCCACCUCACAAUUUCACUGCCCAUCUCCCCAUUUUGUUUUCUUCGCUAAUUUGAUUCUUUUUUACAAUUAGGAUGUCGCAUUCCGGGAAAAACAUCACCCCUGGCUUAGGGUUUGGUAAUCUUUCCAUUCAUGACUCCAGUUGCGAAAUGAACAAGCCCGAUUUCCGAGAACUCGAUCUCGGUUCACCUGUCUCGCCUCUUCGGACUCGAACCACUGGACUCUCCACUACCACAACAACCACCAGCUCCAGUUCUAGCUCUUCCGGAUCCGUCUCCGGCCAAAACAGGUCCAACCCAGUUGCCAAGAGGCCUGAAUCUAGUCCGAACAGCCACUCCGGUGAACUCUCCGGUUCAUGUGAAACGAGCCCAACCGCUGCUAACCGUAAUUUGAAGGCGUGUCAUAGUAGAUCCGAUUCCGGAUCCGCGCACCCGUUAAUCUACUCGGGUCAGCACCAGAGCCAGAGUUCUGUCAACUCACCGCCCAUCAAUGUACUUCCCAGUGGCAACAUCUGUCCAUUGGGAAAAACAUUGAAAACGGGAAUGGGUCUAACGGCAAACCGGAACACUAGAACUGACACGCUUCGAUCUGGCUCGGGUCAUUAUGGACACGGGAGCAUAAUGCGUGGCGGGAGUAACAACGUUUCAACUGUUUCGUCUUGUAGAAGCGGAGGAGGUGUGGUGAUGGGCCCGGAAAAUGCGGCCGGUGGUAAGAUUCAUAGAGGCGGAGCUUGCGGAGGAGAUGCCGAGGAGCUAAAGAGAACAGGAAAUGAUUUGUAUAGGAAGGGAUGUUUUGCUGAUGCUUUGACUAUGUAUGAUAGGGCGAUAGCUUUAGCGCCGGGAAACGCAGCGUAUCAUAGUAAUAGGGCGGCAGCGCUUACAGGGUUGAGGAGGUUUUGGGAGGCUGUAAAGGAAUGCGAGGAGGCUGUGAGAUUGGAUCCUAAUUAUUGGAGGGCUCAUCAGCGUUUGGCAUCUUUGCUUAUAAGGUUAGGACAGGUUGAGAAGGCCAGGAGCCAUCUUUAUUUGCCUGGGCUGCGGCCUGAUCAAAAUGAGUUGCACAAGUUGCAGGCAGUAGAGAAGCAUCUUAGCAAAUGCACAGAUGCUCGAAGAGUUUGUGAUUGGAAGAUUGUGCUAAGGGAAGGUGAAGCAGCCAUUGCUGCCGGAGCUGACUUUUCUCCUCAGCUCCUUAUGUCUAGAGCAGAAGCCCUCUUGAAACUCCACCAACUUGAAGAUGCUGAAUCAAGCUUAUCAAGCAUUCCCAAGUUGGAGCCACCUACUGUCUCUUGCUCACAGACUCAGAUUUUUGGAAUGCUCUCUGAAGCAUAUACCUUUUUUGUCCAGGCUCAGAUUGAAAUGGCAUUUGGAAGGUUUGAGAAUGCAGUUACAGCUGCUGAGAAAGCUGGGAAAAUUGAUCCCCGGAAUGUUGAAGUUGCGGUACUGCUUAACAAUGUCAAGCUUGUGGCAAGAGCUCGUACCCGUGGCAACGAUCUCUUUAAAUCUGAAAGGUUCACUGAAGCCUGUGCAGCUUAUGAUGAAGGCCUCAAGUUAGAUCCAUCAAACUCUGUUCUCUAUUGCAACAGAGCAGCUUGUUGGUUCAUGCUGGGGCUUUGGGACCGAUCUGUUGAAGACUGCAACCAAGCAUUGCUUAUUCAACCCAAUUAUACAAAAGCCCUUCUUCGGAGAGCUGCCUCAAACAACAAGUUAGAAAGGUGGGCUGAUGCCGUCAGAGAUUAUGAGGUCUUGAGAAGGGAACUUCCAGAUGACAACAAAGUUGCUGAGUCCCUAUUUCAUGCGCAAGUUGCACUGAAGAAAUCUCGCGGUGAAGAAGUUUACAAUAUGAAAUUUGGUGGUGAAGUAGAGGAAGUUUCAGGUCUAGAGCAGUUCAGAGCUGCAGUAUCUUCACCUGGCGUAUCUAUAGUCCAUUUUAAAUCAGCAUCUAACUCACAAUGCGAACAAAUAUCUCCAUUUAUGGAUACAUUAUGCAGCCGCUAUCCUUCGAUAAAUUUUCUUAAGGUGGAUAUUGAUGAGAGUCCAGCAGUUGCAAAUGCUGAGAAUGUGAGGAUAGUACCAACAUUCAAGAUAUACAAAAAUUGUAGCCGGGUGAAGGAAAUUGUCUGCCCAAGUCGUGAGAUGUUGGAACACUCGGUGAGGCAUUACAGCUUUUAGAACUCAAGAUAAUAUUGUACUUAUGUCAUUUUUAGAUUUCUUCUUGCUGCCCAAACUCCUGAUUCGAUGGGAAUACACUGCCACUGCCGUCCCAUUCCGUCCUCCCAUCAUAAAACUAUUAAGUCAAUUACUAGAUAGCUGUGACAUAAAUCAGAACCACAUAAUAAUUUCAUCAGCCAAUGGAACCCAGAGAGGUAGCGUAGCCCCUUUUGCGGUUUUAUUUAUUCAUUCAUUUCUCAUUGUCCUGUGGUUCCAUUUUCUUCCUGCCCAUCUCCUUUUUGUCAUUUUCCCUUUCUUUUUGGAACUCCUUUUCCAUUUUCUUUGUAGGCCAGGCUGGUUCUUGUAUCCCCACCUCCGUUAAAAAAGAAAAUUCAGAGGUAUGUACAAUUUGAUAAAAUCCGGUCCUUUAACCACAAUUAGAGAGAGAGAACUAGCAGGCUCUUAGAUGAGAGGAUCUGUACAUGUAUAUAUGUGAUGAUAUAUACAACACUUUGGGAGCCCUGGGGGAGAUUGGAUGUCUGGUGUGUACUUAAUUUACUGGGUUAGUGAUAAGAAAGGAUGAAGAAUGUGUUGUUAUCAAUAUUGUUGUUUGUUCCCCCAAUCAUUUCAUCAAUAAAGGAAAGGAGCCCAUUUUUUUUCCUAA
Messenger RNA from Mangifera indica (mango), 3012 nucleotides. Its product is annotated as TPR repeat-containing thioredoxin TTL1-like. The record is from RefSeq and is a predicted model, not a curated record. The transcript is spliced from 7 exons. Gene Ontology annotation, molecular function: protein binding. Gene Ontology annotation, cellular component: cytoplasm. NCBI's taxonomy places the organism in Eukaryota, Viridiplantae, Streptophyta, Magnoliopsida, Sapindales, Anacardiaceae. Bases 279 to 2369 code for a protein of 696 amino acids.